GAGAUUUAUUCUCAAUAUGUAAUUCAGAUGGCAAAAAAAGGUUAUACAAUAAUCGAUCAUCUCUCUCAACCUCUAUGCUUAAUUAUUGAUAUUGAUACAAGACAAAAACCUGAUUCAAAUAAUCCUAAACAUGCUUCUUUAGAUAGUGAAAAAAUUAACCAAGAAGAUUUAAUAUCUCAAAUUUUAGUCGCUUGUGCAGAUGUAUUAAGCCUUAUUCCUGAUUGUAUACUUUUCUUAAAUUCUUUUGCCUUAGCUAAACUUAAGAGUUUUACAGAAAAAGUUAUGGAAUUAGUUGAGGAACCUUAUUUAAAAUUUAUUGAUGUUGGUCUUCCUAAGUUAUGUUUUAGUCUUCGACUUCUUGGAUUAGCAAAAGAGGGGUCAGAAGAGGAAUUUAAACCUAUUGAUGAUGAUGAUGCUUUGGUUAAAGGAGCUAAUUUAACUAUUGCAGAAUAUGGAUUAUAUGAAAGAUUACUCAAAGCUCUAUCAACUCCACAUCAAUUUCCUGAAUUACUUAGAGAAAGUAUUAAUGUAAAAGAAAUGGAGGAUGCCUUAGAUGCUUUCUCAGAUUUUUUAAGUGAAGAGCCUAGUACUACUCUUAUUUGUUCUGCUAUAGGCACUGGAAAAACAAAAACAUUAAGAAAAAUUUUGGCAUCUUUAGCUCAAACUAAACUUAAAGAAUUAGAAAAAUUCGAUUUCAGAGUAGAGCAAUAUCAGAAUAUUGUAGCUGAUUUAAAGACGCAUGUGUGGGAUCUUAUUAUUGUACAGGUUGAAAGUAUUCUUCAUCUUGGUUUUCAAAGGGACUGUUCUUGUAUUGCAAUUUUAGAUGAAGCAAAUACUACUAUGCGUCAAAUGGCUAGUUCAGAAGGUAUAUAUAGAGGUUUUAAGAUACUUCAAGAAAAUGGGAAACAAUACCAAGAUAAUUUUGCUAAUAUUGAUGCCACCUGGAGUGCUCUUAACUGUAUAAUUUAUACAAGUACUAUAGAAGCUAGCAUCUGCUUUGAAAUAUCUAGUUAUUUUGAUACAGUUAUAGGAAUUACUAAUAUUGCUACUUCUGUCUAUGUUGAAGCAUUUGCUCAGAUAUUGUUCAGAAUCUGUGACUACUCAUUACAUAUAGAUAAAAUUGCUGACUAUUAUGCACUUAAUUUAUCUCCAGCAGUAGAAACCUAUAUUGAAGUUGAAUAUCAAAGAUGCUUAUUAGCUAAAUACUUUUCUGAAAUUCUUUGUAGUCUUAUUGCUAGUACUGGAGCAACACUUGAAUUAAUUUUAGUGGAAGAUACUGAAAAAAUCAACAGGAAUAAAAUUUCUUAUACAAUUAAAAAUACUGAGAAAAAAAUUAAAAGUGCAGACGCAGAAUCAAUAGCUAAUACUUCAAAUAUUAGUUUCAAUAAAGCUAAAAUUCUUAAGCAAAAUCCUAUAUGCUCUUUUGCUAAUAACAUGACUUUACAACUUAAGCUUUGUGACAUAGAUUUCAUAAAAAGAUAUAAUAAUUCUGAACUUUUACAGCAUUUUAGAAGGCAAGCAUAUUUCAAAAGACAAGGCUUUAAAGAUAUAGAUGAUAUGAAUAUUCUUUCUAAUGAUGAUAUAGCUAAAACUUUUGAGCAAUCACAGGAAAAAAUUAUUAAAAUUCGAGAAGAUGCAUUAUUACUCUUUGGCUUUAAAACCAGAGCUAAAGGAAUACCAGAUCUUAAUGCUACAAUAAAAUUUAUUAAUAAGAAAACUUAUUGGAUUUAUUACAAACUAUAUGGUAGAGAUAAUUUUGUAACUCAAGAAGAAAUAAUAGCUAUAAAAGUGAAUAAUUCUAAAUAUUUCCCUAUAGGUCCAAUUCUUCUAUUAUAUAAACCAGAAUUGAUUGAUGAAACUCAGGAUCUUUUCGAUUCUAUAUCUAUUACUAAUAAUAUUACUUUAGAAUAUACAAAGCAUAAAGUUUCUAACUUAUCUAAUAAUGAGAUUGACGAAAAAGAUUUAUUCUUAGAAAUGCUAGCUCAAUAUAAUGCAGAAUAUAGAAAGAAUUCUUCUCAAGAUAUAUGCCACAUUGAUAUUACUAUUUUUGAAACCAAUGCAUAUUAG
Messenger RNA from Scutellospora calospora, 2067 nucleotides. NCBI's taxonomy places the organism in Eukaryota, Fungi, Glomeromycota, Glomeromycetes, Diversisporales, Gigasporaceae. The record is from the annotation of a GenBank genome assembly.